GGCGCGGUGGGGCUGAGGUGACCGAAGGAGAACUGGAGAGGAUGUUCCCGGAUCUCUGCUCUGCAAGUGGGGUGCGGCGCUGCCACCCACACCCGCUCACCUAACCAGAGCGGGGAUUUCCCCGGCCCCACCUGCUAGCCUUUAGAAGAAAGUGAAAGUGAAAGGGGGGAAGAAGAAGCUUUCAGGGCUGAGGAGAUCGCAGCGCCAUGAAGCCCCAGUCCUUGCUCCUCGCUGUGGCUUUGGGCCUGGCGACCGCCGUCUCGGCUGGGCCCGCUGUGCUGGAGUGCUGGUUCGUGGAGGAUGGAGGCAGCCUGGCCAAGAGACCCGCUGCCCUGCUGCUGCGCCAAGGCCCGGAGGGACCGCCUCCCCGGCCCGACCUUGACCCCAAGCUCUACCUCAACGUGCACGACCCCGCGGGGACCCUCCAGGCUGCCUUCAGGCGGUACCCCCGAGGCGCCCCCGCUCCACACUGCGAGAUGAGCCGCUUCCUCCCGUUCCCCGCCUCCGCCGGUUGGGCCAGCGGCCUGACCCCGGAGCAGAGCUGCCCGCGAGCCCUGGACGGGUCUUGGUUGAUGGUCAGCGUGUCCAGCCCUGUUUUCAGCCUCUCCAGCCUCCUGCGGUCUCAGCCUGAGCCUCAACAGGAGCCUGUUCUCAUCACGGUGGCAACAGUGGUGCUGACUGUUCUCACCCAUACUCCCUCCCCUCAGAUCCGACUGGGCCAGGAUGCCAUGCUGGACUUGAGUUUUGCCUACAUGCCCCCCACCCCUGAGGCUACAUCCUCAACCCCUGGUCCCCCUCCCUUUGGGCUGGAGUGGCGACGCCAGCACCUGGGUAAGGGGCGGCUGCUUCUUGCUGCAACCCCUGGGCUGGGCGGGCAGAUGACAGUGGCCCGAGAGGGGGCAGUGGCAUUUGCUGCUUGGGAUGAUAAUGAGCCAUGGGGCCCAUGGACUGGAAACGGGACCCUCCGGCUGCCUGCAGUGCGACCCUUCCAGGAAGGCACCUAUCUGGCCACCAUUCACCUGCCAUAUCUGCAAGGACAGGUCACCCUGGAGCUUGCUGUGUACAAGCCCCCUAAAGUGUCCCUGACGCCAGCACCUCUGGUAUGGGCUGCCCCAGGGGAGGCACCCCCGGAAUUGGUCUGUCUCGUGUCCCACUUCUACCCCUUUGAUGGCCUGGAGUUGGAGUGGGAGCUCCGUGGUGGCUCAGAGGGCGGCUCUCAUAAGGUCGGAGGCCAGAAGUGGCUUUCUGCCCUGCGCCACCACUCGGAUGGCUCUGUCAGUCUCUCUGGGCACCUGGUGCCGCCUCCAGCCACCACCGAGCAGCAUGGGGCCCGCUAUGCCUGUCGCAUCCACCACCCCAGCCUGCCCUCCUCGGGGCGCAGUGCCGAGGUCACCCUGGAGGUGGCAGGCUUCUCUAGACCCUCCCUAGAGGAUGGCGUGGGCCUCUUCUUGUCCGCCUUUCUGCUCCUUGGGCUUUUCAAGGCACUGGGCUGUAUCGUUGCCUACCUGUUCAGUUCCAAGGAUUCAAAAGAAAAGAAAGUACAGUGAGGGCACACUCCCCACCACCACCCUGCUGAAGCUACCAUUGUCUCUGGUCUAAGCUGCUGCAGAAGAUAUCUGCUCCUUACUCCCUCCAACCCACUGUCCACUGAGUGGCUGGAAUGCUUUUUAAAAAGACACAAAUCUUAUGAUGAUCACUUUCUUAGAGCUCUAGGACAGUGGUUCUCAAACUUUUUGGCAUCUGGACCUCCUAAAAAUUAUCAAUGACCCGAAAGAGCUUUUGCUUAUGUAGGUUAUAACUAUUGAUAUUUUCCAUACUAGGAAUUAAUACAGAAAAACAAAACACAAUACACAAGCACACAUUCCAUUAGUCGUGAAAGCGAUGAUGUCAAUAUACAUCAUGUAGCCUCUGAAAAACAGCACUGUGUACUCUUAAGGAGAGUGAAAAAGGCUAACAGCAAAAUAAGUAUUAUGAAAAUACUCUUAACCUUGCAUAACUCCUCAAAUAGUCUUCCGGAAUGCCUGGGGACAGGGACAACACUUUGAGAACCGCUGCUCUAGGGGAGGAAUCCAGCCUUCCUCCGGGCCACUUGGGACACUGUCUACCUCUCCAACCCAGUAGGUGCUCCCCAGUCCCCCUUUCAAUGCUUAUCACACCCACGGCCAUUCCUUUCCUGCAGUGGUACAAACGUCUUCUACCCGUCUUCUGGUCCCUCUGCCUGACCCACCCUCGCCCUCCCUAGGCCCCAAACCAUAUUAGCUCUGUCAUUCCCCUCAGACAGCCUGAUGACCCUUUUGUACGUUUCACGACAGUUGUAUUUAAGCGCUUGUGUGAGUCGCUGUUAAAUGCCUAUAUCCCAUCCCGGACUGUCGGCUCCUCGAGGUCAGGUAAGAUCCUGCCUGCCCACUGAUGUAUCCCCCGUGCCAGCAGGGGGCUGGCGCUCGCCAGAGGAUGCUUAUCAAAUAGCUGUUGGAUGAAGGAAGCGGCGACUCGGCUUAGGGACUUUAGGGGGAGGGGCUGAUCGGCGCGAUCGACAGGGAAAAUCCCUCUAACUGUGUAGAAAUAAAGUUGUGUUUCCGUGCUUCCAA
Messenger RNA from Choloepus didactylus (southern two-toed sloth), 2588 nucleotides. It is a transcript of the gene TAPBP, whose product is annotated as TAP binding protein. The record is from RefSeq and is a predicted model, not a curated record. Gene Ontology annotation, cellular component: membrane. Bases 207 to 1547 code for a protein of 446 amino acids. The transcript is spliced from 8 exons. NCBI's taxonomy places the organism in Eukaryota, Metazoa, Chordata, Mammalia, Pilosa, Megalonychidae. Gene Ontology annotation, biological process: antigen processing and presentation of endogenous peptide antigen via MHC class I.